AUGAAAGUAGAAGUUGUUCAGUCUGCUCUCUGUAUCUGAAACUGGCACCAGGCAACGACACCGAAUUUAAUAUGGGUCAGACACAAAGCAAGCACUGGGUCCUACUGGCUGCUGGUUCCAAAGACUGGACAAAUUACAGACAUCAGGCUUGCGUCUGCCAUGCCUAUCAAAUGGCUCGCCGCAACGGCGUUCCAGAUGAGCAGAUUGUGGUUAUGAUGUAUGAUGAUAUAGCUCGCAAUCAGGAUAACCCAUAUCCAGGACGCAUCAUCAAUGUGCCCAAUGGACCUAAUGUUUACCAAGGAGUUCCGAAAGACUACAUUGGAGAAGAUGUUUCAGUCAAAAACUUUCUGGCCGUCCUUCGUGGAGAUGAAGCAGGUGUUGUUAAACAGAACAGAGGACCAAAAAAGGUCUUAAACAGUGGUGAAAAUGACACAAUUUUCGUCUAUCUGUCCGGCCAUGGAGCAAUAGGAUUGUUUGCCUUUCCCACGGAAGAUCUUCAUGCAUCUGAUCUUGUUGGCACUAUAAACAAGAUGUCGAGACUCCAACAGUUCUCAAAGUUGGUGAUUUAUGUAGAAAGCUGUUGUUCUGGAUCAAUGAUUGCUGAUCUCCCAAAAAAUGCUCAAGUUUAUGGGGUGUCUGCCUCCACUCCUUUAAAGCCCUCCUAUGCCUGUUUCCUGGAUAACGACAGACAAACGUUUCUCUCCAAUGAAUUUACUUCACAAUGGCUGUUGCACAGCAAAAUGUCUGAUCUUACUAGCACAACCUUCCAGGAACAGUUUGAGUAUUUGAAGAAUGAGGUCACGAACUCCACUCCUUGUCAAUACGGCAACAAUGAGCUUAGUAAACUGUUGAUUAGCAACAUUUUGGGUUGUCCUGACUCCAGAAUUCCGGCAGCACCCAUUAGCGCAGAUGAAGGAGUCAGACCUACUAACCUUACCCCAUCCCAUGAUGUCCCACUGAUAAUUCAACAGAACAGAAUUCAGAGAGAAAAGGACCCAGAGAAAAGGAGAGCUCUGCAGAGAGAUUAUGACAAACUUCUGCAGACGAGAAAUAGGAUUGAAAAGGCCGUGCGGGACAUUGCUAAGCACGCAUGCCCUGAACGAGGCCCCAGAGCACUGGUAGCCAGGCGUCCACUGACUCAACUGGACGAUAUGAAAAAAGUUGCAAAGCAUUUCAGACGGACCUUCAGUGAGUGGCAUGAGGAGCAGGAUGAUUGCUGUGCUCUGCAGCAUAUACAUGUUUUUGUGAGCCUCAUUGAGUCUGGAGUGGAGGUUGCCAGGAUUAAAGCAGCUAUAACUCAUGUGCACUCUCAUCGUUGA
Messenger RNA from Colossoma macropomum (tambaqui), 1319 nucleotides. RefSeq names its product legumain-like. The record is from RefSeq and is a predicted model, not a curated record. Lineage: Eukaryota; Metazoa; Chordata; Actinopteri; Characiformes; Serrasalmidae. Gene Ontology annotation, molecular function: cysteine-type endopeptidase activity. Gene Ontology annotation, biological process: vacuolar protein processing. The coding region runs from base 72 to 1319 and encodes 415 amino acids. The transcript is spliced from 14 exons.